Anguilla anguilla (European eel) is the source of this 1227-nucleotide messenger RNA. RefSeq lists its product as uncharacterized. NCBI's taxonomy places the organism in Eukaryota, Metazoa, Chordata, Actinopteri, Anguilliformes, Anguillidae. The record is from RefSeq and is a predicted model, not a curated record. The transcript has 4 exons. Bases 138 to 752 code for a protein of 204 amino acids.
UUUUUUUCCAUCACAACGGAAAUAUUGCAUGCUGUGUGGUCUGCCAUUUCCUUUGUUUCUCUUUGACUGCUCUUAAAGCUUACACAAAGUGUAAAACUGGUGAAUUCUCUUCAAACUGCUUCAGAUAAGAAGACAGCAUGAUGCGCUUUGGACUUCCAUUUUAUACUUUGUUGCACCUCACUCUACACGGACCUGUCUUAUCGAGAGUGUGGGUAAAUCAGUGGUCUACACUCGAUGAGUACAGAGUUGGAGACACGGCAACUCUGCACUGUGCUAUUUUUUCAGAUAAGGAGACCAUUGCGAAAUGUCACAUGGAGUGGGCCAUGCUCGACCCAAACAACCCAGUCAGAACUAUCAAAAUUAGAGAAUCCAAACUGUACGCCGGUCGGGUCAGUGUGCAGAGUAAGGGUAACGCCACCACAGUUACAAUACAAAACCUGGGACUGAACGACACAGCGCCCUUGUGCAUAAUAGACUGCUUCAUUGAUAGACGGCUAAUGCGGAAUAUUGGGCAGGGGGGCAGUCUGAAGAUUGUGGAAUUAUCUGACCCUCAUGGAGAGGGAUGGAUCAAGAAUGACACCGAGGUCACGGACCAGGGGGGAGGUGGAGACUGGGGUACUGCCAAUGAAGAGGAAUCCUUAGCCUGGCUCAGCUAUUUCCUUUUUGCAGUGAACCUCCUCAUCUUCCUUGUGGUGACCGUAAUUUGCAGUACCAUAAUGUACAGAAGACUGCUGAGGAAAUUAAUGCAGUAGAUAAGCGUUUAGUGAAGUACUGCAUUACAAUGAGCAUCUGUUAUAGCACAUUAUCUCUGGCAAGCUGGCCAGUCCUUCUCUUUCCUACAGUCUUUGCCACUUUACUGAUGGAAGGAGAUGAACUCUGAAUAAUGGAAAAGGAAAAGUAUGAUCCAGUUACUGGGUGAGAAGUGCAGCUGCUGGUGAUACCUGAUUAUACCUGUGAUUUGUAACGUUUGAUAGUGAAACCAAGUGUAGACACUAAAACUUGCAGCUGAGUUCACCCUGUUCCUCAAUAGCUUUGUUCUAAAUUUUGUAAAUUGGUUUUCCUCAUCUUACCCUACCAAGGGUAAAAUUCAUGGAAAUUUAAAUCAAUUCCCUCCUUCAAAAUUGGCCCAUAUUGCUACAGUGAUACAAAAAUGUAUUCUUUCCUUAUAUUUCAGAGAAGGGAAACACAAAAUUAUUUUGUAUAAUAAAACCAUAUAACAGAUGCUCA